AAAAGCAUUAUAAUUAGGGUCUCAAAACAUAUUUUAAUAUUGCAGACCAUGGCUCUAUCGAUGUGUUACAUAAAGACUGAGAAUAAUUCCUAGCCUGACAGAUGGAAGAGAUUGCAAUAGUAGGCAUAGCCUGCAGAUUUCCUGGCGCAGAUGACAUAGAUGAAUUCUGGAAAGUCCUUAAAAACGGAGAAGAUCAUGUACAAGACAUUCCAAAGGAAAGAUGGGAUAUCCAACAUAUUGAAAUUCCAGACGUGGAUGAUGAAUGGAAGGAUCAUGCUUCUAAAAGUGGCUUAAUAAAAGAUUAUGACAAAUGGGACAACAAGUUUUUUGGAAUCAGUGAUUCUGAAGCAGGAUGGAUGGACCCGCAGCAGUGUCUUGCCCUUGAAGUUGCUUAUUCAGCUUUAGAAGACGGAGGUUUCACUAGAGAACAAAUAAAGGGAACAACCACUGGCGUUUAUAUAGGGUGUAUGAAUAGAGAUAUAUCAUUAGGGCUUAACGAUGCACCGCACGAAUUCAACAAUUUUCUUGUAACUGGGACACAAACUAGCAUCAUUUCAAAUCGUCUGUCCUAUUUCUUCGACAUUAGGGGUCCUUCAAUGACAGUGGACACAGCAUGUUCUUCUGCAUUAGUAGCCAUUCAUCUCGGGUGUCAAGCUAUAAGAUCAGGAGAUUGUCCAAUGGCAAUUUGUGGUGGCGUUAACAGUGUAAUAACACCAAUAAAUUAUAUGGCAUUAAGUAAAGCAAGAAUGACUUCCAAAACGGGAAAAAGUCAUACAUUUUCAAAAGAUGCAGAUGGAUAUGCACGAGGUGAAGGAUGCGGAAUAGUAGUAUUGAAAUCCUUUAAACAGGCGAAGCAAGAUGGUGACAAGAUAUGGGGAGUUGUUAUGUCGGGAUGUAAUCAAGAUGGAAAAGAAAAUGUGCCAAUCACAGCUCCAUCAGGAAAUCAACAGAAAUAUUUGUUGCAAAAAAUAUAUUCUAAUUACAAUAUUUCUCCAUCAGACAUUCAGUACAUUGAGACACAUGGAACAGGAACUCCUAUUGGGGAUCCAACCGAGACCAAUGCCUUAGCAGAAUUUUUUGCGCCUUAUAUGCCAAAAGAUAGAAAAAUUCCAAUCGGUUCCGUGAAGACAAAUAUUGGUCAUUUAGAAUCAUCUGCUGGAACAGCAGGUUUGAUCAAAGUUCUGCUUAUGAUGAAAAAUCAUCAAAUUGUUCCAUCACUUCACUACUCACCGGAUAAUGGUAAUCCUAAAAUUAAUUUUGAUGAAAUUCCACUAGAGGUUUCUACAAGUUUGAGGACAUGGGAGGCACAUAAAAAUGAAUCAAAAUUGUCAUGCGUAAAUUCUUUCGGGUUCGGAGGAACAAACAGUCAUGCGAUAGUAAAGCAGCUCCCCAUGACAAAACGUGCUGUCGACCAAACCAAAAAAGCGUCUCAGAUACAUUUCAUUGUAGCUUUUUCUUCAGUAUCAAAGGAUGCCUUGAUGAAUACAAUUAAACAUUUUGUUGAGAAAAUUAAGUCGGAAAGCUACGAAAUAGAAGAUUUAUCUUAUACAUCCCUUCUGAAAAGAAGUCAUUACAGAAACAGACAUGCAGUAGUCGCAAACAGUUUAAAUGACCUGACUGAACAGUUAAUGUCCUUUAGUAUCACAGAAGAUGAAAACACACUAAAGACAAAGUCAGCUCAAAUAGUCUUUCUUUUUUGCGGCGUUGGCACAGUUUGGGUAGGAAUGUGUCAAGGUUUUCUUUCUUCUAAUAAGGUUUUCAAACAAACGGUUAUGGAAAUAGACAAAGAACUUAAGAAGUACACAAAAGUGAGUAUACUUGAAACAUUGCAAAAUCAGUCAAAAGACUUUUUAAAAGACCCCUUUCUCGGACCGUUGGCAAUAUUUGCAUGUCAAGUUGGACUUUUCAGUUUGUGGAGUGAUAUUGGAGUUUCUCCUGAUCUGAUCAUAGGACAAUCAGUGGGUGAAGUGGCUGCUGCAUAUGCAGCUGGAUGCCUUACUCUACCAGAAUCUGUUCAAGUAUCAUAUCACAGAUCUUUCCUUUCAUCAAAAGCUGCAGGUGGUAAAAUGAUUGUUGUGGGUCACUGCAACACUGAACAAAUGGAAAAGAUAUGCAAAAGUUAUGAAAACAAAUUAGGCAUUGCUGUUUAUAGUAGUCAUGAAAUGUGUGUAGUAUCUGGAGACGCAGAUGCAAUAAAUCAUUUAAAAGAAACAAUUUUAUCAAAGGACGAGUUUCGGUCAGUUUUAUCGAAAGAAUUAGACGUUACAUGUGCCUAUCAUAGUUAUCAUAUGACUGGAGCUAGUAAACAGCUUGAACUUGAACUCAAAAAUUUGAAAGGCAGAGAUCCAAAGAUUCCAAUUAUAUCUACACUUUCAGGUAAACAUGUCAAUGGACCUGAAAUGGGAACAGCAGAAUAUUGGUCUUCAAACCUACUUAAACCUGUUUUGCUUAGAGAAGCUGUUGCUGCAGCCAUACACCCUAACAAAAAUAAUAUUUUUGUUGAGAUAGGACCAAAGCCAGUUCUACGUGCACAUCUGAAGAAAAUAACAAAUGAUGAAGCGAUGACUACAUGUAUAACAUCUUGUAAUAAUCCAGACGAACAUAGGACGUUUACAAAAGCAAUUGCUGAACUAUAUAUGCAUAAUGUUCCUGUAAAACUGGAUAAAUUAAUCAAAAAUAUAACAUCUGUAACAGAUAUACCUAGAUACAAAUUUAACAGAUCUGGUAAAUUGUUGAUGUCAAAUGCUGUAAGAGCUACCCUUCAGCUUAAAACUACAAAGAGUGAUACACAUCCCUUUGUGUCUAGGAAACCCUUAUCAGAUGGUUUCAAAGUCACAAUUUCUGAAGAGAAGACACCAUAUGUGUAUGAACAUGUUCUUGAUAAACAACACAUUGCACCUGGAGCGAUUCAUGCUGAAAUUGGACUUUCUGUGUCGAAGAUAUACAGUAACCAUCCACUAUCUAAAACGUCUAUCAGUUUGCACUUUAUAAAACCUCUUGGUCUAGGACAAAACCAAGGAGUUGAAUUGGACAUUAGUGUAUCUAAAGAAUUUGGCUCUUUCGAAGUCAGAAAGAAGAAAGAUAUUAUUUGUAAAGGACAUUACUCAGAAACGAAACGUGACGACCUAGUUCAAGUUAAUGUUUCAGAAAUCAAGAAAUCAUGCCCGAUAUAUGUGAGUCAACAAGAAUUUUAUGACACUUUACGAGACUUGGGAUUCGAAUACGGAUACUCUUUGACAGUCAUUGGAAAUUCUUGGAGAUCGGACACAGAAUAUAUUGCAGAAAUGAAUGUGCCAGAUGCAGUAGCGAAGGAAAUGCAUGACUUGCAUCUACAUCCAUGCAUAUUAGACGGGGUAUUGCAAACAUUGUCAAUUUCAUGGAUUUCAACUCUUGCGCAGUAUGAGGGACUAGCAGCCGAAAUGUCUCGCCCAAUUCCUAUACGUUUAGGAGCUUUAACUGUGAGGACAUCUCCAAGGAAGAAAAUGUAUGUAUUUGGAAGAAUGAUGCAGUCUACUAUCCAACAAGCCUUUCUCAAUUUACUUCUACUGACUGAAAGUGGCGAAGUUGUAGCAGCAAUUGAAAACUAUGAGGUGAAAAAUGUUGCACCCGGGUUUUCAUAUACCUCUUUGUCAGAAAAAACCUAUGGAACCAGAUGGUUACCUGUUGAAAUGGAAAAACUAAAAAGUCAAAGAGACGACUUUCAGAAUACUAUGUCCAUUUGUCUAACUUCUUCGUCGUAUGAUUGUUUGAAGUCAUUAUCUAAGGAUCACAGUAAUGUUAUGACAUUCUUAGAUGUUACCUCUGACACAGUUUUUGAUUCAGACAGGAUGUUACAGAAAAUACAGAUGACGAUAGCAAACAACAACAUGAAAUGGUGCGAUAUUUCAGAAAUAGUAUACUUUCCAGGAUUUAGACAUUUUUCGAAAGAGUUGCACUCAGAUGAAAUUUAUCACUGUAUAAAAGUUUCAUGCUUGAUCUUACUAAAACUGCUCCAGAUGUUUUUGUCAGAAGCAAUUGAUAUUCCGAUUUAUGUCAUAACAGAGAAAGCACAACCAAAUAUUGUGGACGAUCACAUAUAUAAUGUAACUGGUUCUGAACUUUGGGGUAUGUGCAGGUGUCUUGUACGCGAAAGGACGUACUCUAACUCAGAUGAAUAA
Molecule: messenger RNA, 4157 nt
Organism: Mytilus californianus (California mussel)
Lineage: Eukaryota; Metazoa; Mollusca; Bivalvia; Mytilida; Mytilidae
Product: oleandomycin polyketide synthase, modules 5 and 6-like
Exons: 8
Coding region: 102-4157 (1351 amino acids)
Biological process (GO): fatty acid biosynthetic process
Molecular function (GO): 3-oxoacyl-[acyl-carrier-protein] synthase activity; fatty acid synthase activity
Source: RefSeq, a predicted model, not a curated record